This is a messenger RNA of Bursaphelenchus okinawaensis, 1043 nucleotides long. NCBI's taxonomy places the organism in Eukaryota, Metazoa, Nematoda, Chromadorea, Rhabditida, Aphelenchoididae. The record is from the annotation of a GenBank genome assembly.
AUGGCCGACGCAAAGAAGCCAGAAGAGAAAAAGGCCGAUGACGGUUUACGUAAGUUUAGAAGCCUAAACCUUUAUUUUGAGCUUUAUUUAAGCCCAACUUUUGAUUUUUUUUUUGAUUUUCAGAGCUAGACUUUCAUUUUGAGCCCAACUUUUCAUUUUAGGCCAACUUUUUUAUUUUUUAGGCCUAAACUUCCAUUUUAAUCCUAAACUUUCAUUUUAAGCCUAAACUUUCAUUUUAAGCCUUAACCCUCAUUCUUUUCAGCGGGGCCCCUCGUGAACAAGCCCAACGAGCCCGAGUUUAAGCUGAAGCUGGAGCCAUUGAAAGCAGUCGACUUCAAGAGCGACAAACUUCUGCACGAAGCCACCCACUGUGAAUGGACUGUCACCAACAAUACGGGCAAGCGACAAGCAUUCAAAGUAGGUUCAGUUUUUUUAAACUGCAAAAACUUUAUUUACAACAUUUUUUGAAAAACUGUGAAUACUUUCUUUACAAAUCAUAAAAUGGCAAGAGCUUUCUUUACAAUGCUUUUUCACAAAAUGCAAAAAUUUUCUAUACAAAACCCCCUUUUCAGGUCAAGUGCACAUCAAACGAGGCCUUCCGCGUCCGCCCACCACUGGGCUUCAUCGAGGACAAGCAGUCGAUCAAGAUCCGAGUGACGAGCCUUCUGAAGGAGAUUCCACCAGCCAAUCGCCACUUCUUUGCCAUUUACCAUAUGCCAUCGGACGAGAAGAAACCGCCCCGUACCGUGUGGACAGCCCAAGUCAAACCCGACGGUGUACUGCGAUUACCGUGUGUGUUCCACAAGAUGGACGGUAGUGAGUGGAAGGUUGGUGAGAAGGGCCCAGGCGCCGGUCCCACCAAGUCCAUGAUGCAAGCCCCGGCUGCGCCCGAAAAGAAGGAAGAAGAAAAGAAGGAGGAGAAGAAGGAGGAAAAGAAGGAAGAGAAGAAAGAAGAGGAGAAGAAGGAGGAAAAGAAGGAAGAAAAGAAAGAAGAGAAGAAGGAAGAGAAGAAGGAAGAAAAGAAAGAGGAGAAGAAGUGUUGA